Prorocentrum cordatum is the source of this 465-nucleotide messenger RNA. The record is from the annotation of a GenBank genome assembly. NCBI's taxonomy places the organism in Eukaryota, Dinophyceae, Prorocentrales, Prorocentraceae.
AUGUCCCCGCGCCGUGCCGCCGCGCGACGGCAGAGGGCCCUGGCUGCCUCGGCCCUGGCGCUGUGCCUCGGCUGCCUCGGCCGCCUCCGCGAGCCGCUCGGCGAGGCGUUCCUGAGCGGGCGCCCAGCGGCCGCCUCCAACAGCAGGUACGCAAGGGUCGCCCUCGCCGCGGCGGAGACGGACGGGUUCAGCGAGGCGGCACCGCCCAAGAGGAAGGAACAGCUCACGCAGAACAUGAAGAAUCGACUGCGCGAGGAGGCCCUGUCCAUGGGGGACGAGAACACGCCGAUCUCGGCGGGCUUUGGGAACCCGUACCUGCUGGUCAUCGUGAUCGUGCUUGUUCUGGGCGUCGCCACGUACUUCGAGCUGGGCCUGGACAAGAUAGCGAGCAAAACUGGCGGCCCGUCGGAUGAGGAGCUCAUGAAGCAGUACGCGCAGAUGCAGGCGCAGAUGGCCGGGCGGUGA